Toxoplasma gondii ME49 is the source of this 8080-nucleotide messenger RNA. RefSeq lists its product as hypothetical. Gene Ontology annotation, cellular component: membrane. Lineage: Eukaryota; Apicomplexa; Conoidasida; Eucoccidiorida; Sarcocystidae. Gene Ontology annotation, molecular function: magnesium ion transmembrane transporter activity. The transcript is spliced from 7 exons. The record is from RefSeq and is a predicted model, not a curated record. Gene Ontology annotation, biological process: magnesium ion transport. The coding region runs from base 2002 to 4947 and encodes 981 amino acids.
GCGAAGAAGCCUCGUUCUUGUCAAACUGGUCGCAUUAGCUGCUGUUCUUGAGGGCAUUUCCCGCUUGUCACCGUCCUUUUUUCUCCUUGCGUGCUUCAUUGCCUGUUUCAUCGCUCUCAGGUCUGUCGCUAGCCUCUCGUUUCUGUCUGGGCGUGUUCUCGUUCUAGCCGAGUCGCUCGGCUGCGAAGCCUUUGCCGUCCUCUCGUGAGCUUCCGUUCUCAUUCUGUAUCUCACAACUUGCCAGGCACGACAUUGCGCCGAGAGUCAAAAGAGAGUCAAAAAACGGUAGAUGACAAAAUGGAGCGCCUUCGGCUCGUCGCAUUUAUCCUCGAAGAGCUGCCACUCGACCGGCUCAGCUCUGCGCUUUUCUUUGACAGGUUUUAUUUCUGAUUACACCGAGAGGAUCACACUGGUAGCGAACCGAACCCUCAAAAGUAGAAGGCAGGGGUUUUCGGUGUGCUUGUUCUCGCAUCAACUGCACUCUACCAUUUAGCCAUUUCUACAACAAACUCAGCACUUGCAAUGAUGCGUUGCCGUCCGACCGCGUGUCUUAGUGUGCCUUUUGUACGCUUAACUCUGUCCUUUUUUCUGGUGACAGAACCUCCCUGAUUUUCUAGAGACAGAGCACGAACGCGUUUUCUCUCAAGGCUUCAAAGCUGUCCGUCGUAUCCCCCCUCAUGUGGUGAAUGAGUUUUUUCUUGACCAUUGACUUCAUUUCUCUGUUUUGAGUGUCAAAAAGGUGUUCUUUUCUAUCUUUCACUGUCACUGUACAUUUUCUUUGUUUUCUUUGUUUCACUCCCAUAGAAGAGAAGGACUGAGGUUGCCUCCAGGGGAACCUGGUUUCGCAGCGCCGUGUAGAAUAGCUGUCCGGGUAUUGUCGCCUCAUUCGCGAUUCUUUGUUUUGUUGGCACCCUUUAGGCGUUUUCAUGUUGCACCGAAGGGAAGUUUUCCCUCUUUCUGGCGUCCUGUUUCGCAUAUUCGCGUGGAGAAUCUACUUUAUCAUGUACCAGAACAUGGAUUGCACGUGGUGAAAGGGGAAGUGAAAGACAUUGGAGAGCCGGAAGAGGUGCACUUCCUUUCCGUUCAAUAAAUGUCUCCUGUACCCCUGUAGAUAGCAUUCUUGAUUCAAACAUCUUUCGUCGCUUUCGCAUCGCCCUCGUUUUUUUGUCACUGCCGCAACGAAGGAGUUCCAGUUGCUCUUUUUUUCUGUUAGCGACUGGUGCCAUAGCUUGCCCACGUUUUCCCCUCAAACGACUUUCAGCGAGAGGAAGGAGUAGAUGUGUAGACUCAAGGAAGAUGAGGUGGCAUAGUGCGUCCUUCUGCCGCUCCCAUCUUUCGUGCAUAGCAAGUAGUCCCGUUUUCCUUUGGCUUUUUGGUAAUCGAUUCAGCUCCACAGAGAUAGAACAGAAACGAGUAUUGCUGAGGACUGAAAGGGUACGAGUGCCGACUUCCACCGUUCGUGUUUCCUUUCUGGAAGUGUCUUUUUCGCUCUCUCUUCGUCUGCCUCUUCUUGGUCUUCUCGGCUCAUAGCCUUAGAGAGGUCAACUACGUGGACAGAGCAGGAAAGGAGGGAAGGACGCUCCACGCAUUGAUUCCUAAAGACGGAAAGGCACUUUUUAAGCUGAUGAAGUUGCAGGACUGCACCUUCGCUCCCUUGAUGCAUCAGAUCCGCAAAUCUACUUUCCUUCCAGUUGUCGCCGGGAUAAUACAAGCAGCAGAGGAGCAUAGAUAUAUAGAGAAAACGCAGACAGAAGAGAGGACGCGAGAGGUAGAGAAGAAAAGAGCCACAGAGAAGAAGAGAAACAGAAGAGUGGAAGUUGUUGUUCUUCCUUGUUUGCUUGGGGAGAGACACCGUUUCUUCCUACCUGCUUCGAUACCAGGCCCCUCCGCGGCUCUAGCGUCGUACAAUCUGUGUAAAACGGCGAGAGAUCCAUUCUUGACUGUGAAACAUUUAGAUCCUGGAAAGAAGAGAUUUCUCGUCGAAAAGAGGUUCUCUGAAGCAUGUGGCAACUGGGCAUCGCCUUCGCCGCCGUCGCCUCGUUUUGCGGGGCUGCGGGAGACGCUCUGGUCCGCCUUUCGUUUGUCGUGGAGAGGAAGAGACUCGCAAGCUACCGUCGAGAAGAGCGAAGGAGAGCGAAGGGCGGAAACGAAGAAGAGGCGAAACCGAAUAAGACGGGAGGGGCUGUUAGGACGAAUCACUCGAGAGCAGAAAAAAGCCGGUCUACCCGAGAGAAGAAGCAGUCGAUUUCUUGUCUGCAGGAUCCUGCUUCGACGAGAUUUUCCCCAGGAAAGAAGACAGAAUUGGCAGACAAAAGGGAGACUUUUGAGACCAGCGAGAAGUGCCAAAGGGGAGAUGAUAGAAGGGAAACUCCAAAUGUACUUGGGCGGGGGAAGAAAGGGGUGAUACAGAAGCUGACGGAUUGCUCCGCCACGGGGAGAAGGCCCUUGUAUUUGAGGCCCUUGUGGAUCAUCGGAACAUGUCUCGGGACAGUAAUAAACUCGCUGCUUUCUAUCAUCAGUCUCGACUUUGCAACUGCGGCAAUCGUCACGCCAUUUGCUGGGCUCCACAUCUUCUGGAAUGUCAUUCUAUCCCGCUUCGUCCUUCAAGAACAAGUACUGCCGCAACAUUACAUAGGAAGCGCAUUGAUUUUGCUAGGUCUUCUUCUGGUGUUAUGCUUCGGCGUUCAUACACCUCCGCCGCUUUCUCUGGAGCAGCUACUACGACUGUACUCGCAGAACACUUGCGUGUUCUACUUUUUCUUGUCAAUUCUUUGCAUCUCCUUCUGUAUCUUUGUCGCCCUUGUCGGCCGGGACUUUCCCGAAAGCGUUUCUCACUCUCCCUUCUCCUCGGUCACUUCCUGCCGCUCUCCCGCGCACAGCAAGCGCAGGACACUCGAGCUUCACGUGCUCGCGGGCCCUGCAUUGUCGUUUUCGUCCCCCAUUCCUUCUCUUUUCGCGUCUCAAAACGAAACCGACAGGAAGAAGACUUCUUCAGCUUCCUGUCCUUCACCCCGAGACCACAAGCCGGUUGCUUCUUCUGUGUAUGUCGCUUCCGAUGUUGAAGACCGUUCUCUCGCGCCGCCUCUUUCUUCGUUUCUUUUUUCACCUCCUUCUCUUCCUUUUUCCGGCCAACGGCACUUGAGGGGUCUCUUUGCUGUAGGAGGGAAACGGGAAACGAGUUUCUCUGAGGGAGAAGAAGACAGCCGGUGGGGAGAAGAAGACUCGCGCGAGAGAAAGGACCAGCGCUUCCCCCCGAAGAGACCGAGAGAGACAGGCGAUAGUUUAGUUCUUCAAGGAGACACUAUGCAGAUGCACCCGACAGAGGUCUUUCAGGGGGAGAAAACCGUCAGAACAUCGAGCUGUGGCCGUCACGACAGUCACAGACACUCCCAAGAGAUCUUCGGCGCGAGAGAGCUCUGUGUGACGGUGCCCGCCUCGACCGUGAAAGACGAUGAAGAGUGGAGAGGGACAGAGGAAGACUACGUCAGGCGAGUAGGUCGGCGCAGGAAGCCGGGAUCUUGUCGCGCCUUGAUCACCAACGAAGGCCGACUUUUCUCUUCUCACCCGCUUUUUUUCAACCCUGCGUUUCGGAGAUUCAGCACUGCGGCAGUCAGUGGCCUCUGUGGCGGCAACACGAAUGUCUUGAUGGAGCAUGUAAUGAAGGUGUGGCACGAGGAGACUUGGGAGAAUCUUUUCCACUACAAGUUCUUCAUUCUUCUGCUUCUUCUCGGAGGCAUGGCUGUGGGUCAGCUGCUCUUUUUGAACGUCGGCCUCGCGCGCUACGAAGCGCUCUACGUGGUCCCGACCACGAUGAGCGUCUUGAUUGUCAGCAGCUGCUUUGCUGAAAUCGCUCUCUUCAUCAACGUCCUCCACAUGCCACAGACGGAGUUCUUGCUCUUUGCAGGAGGAUGUUUCUCUAUCGUUGUAGGAAUUAUGAUUCUCUCGAGUGCGAGUGUCGAGAGAUUUGAAGCAAGGGAAGCUCGUGCGGACAACAAGGGAGUCUCAGUUGAUGUGGAAGAGGUCGAAUUCUCCAGUGUCUGUUCCUCAAGCGUAGACUCAACUUCUGGACGCCUCAACGAUGGCGAGGACGACAGUGUUCCUCAGGAAUUUCGACAAGUCUUUGCAGCCUUGGAAAUGGAGACAGAAGUGCACGCGCAGACGGCAUACCGCCACCACACUGUCUCUUUUCCCGCUCCCGACACGCUGUACGAUCUGCCUCACAGAGAAAAGACAGACGGGGGAGGAGACAGGCAAGAGACUGCAUGCAACCAGGAGGGAAACGCGGAUCGAAGGAGGAAAGAUGCAGAGAAAAAACAAAUAAACGAGAAAGGCAGAGCACGCGACACACAGAGAUUGAAAAACGAGCUUGAAGGGCAAGCACACAGGAGCACAACGAAGCCACCAGGACAAGGAAUCGAAGGCGAAAGAGGGGAGCAGAUAUAUGGCACUUCGUCCCUGCUUUCUCAUCGUUUCCUUCCGCCCGCAUGGACUCUACGCUUUUCUCUCUCUUCUGAAAGACGGCGAAAAGCAAAGGGAUACGUGUAUUUGUCCGACGUGCCGCCUUUGCCAGAGGGCGUAGGUUGCUUCGGUUAUCAACAGGUUUCGGCAGAGAAUUCGACGCGGGCUGUCUCUUCAGCUUCUCUUGAGGCGAGUAGUUUCUCUGAGAGCAGCCAGCAGGGGGCAGAAGGCGAGAACAACAGAGACCACAGUUUCCCGCGCUUUCCACAAGACACACAGGGAGUGAAUCCCCAUCUUAUCGCAGCUAGCGAGACGCUGCGGGAAUAUGCGCACCACAGACACGCUGUGUGCUGUUUGCAUGAGCGGGACCCUCGGCCGAAAUCUGCGGCUCUCAGUGAAAACAGUUCUGACCCAGACAGAGAAGCUAGUUCUGUGUCGGGUAGAGACAGUAGUUCUGUGUCGGAGAGAGAAAGUAGUUCUGUGUCGUAGAGAAAGAGCGAGAGAGAAGGACAAAGAGAGUAAAAUAUCGGGAAGUCGCAUAGUAUCUCUCCGCCAAGUACGCCUGAUCUUCGUGGAAAAAACCUGCUGUAUAGAAGGAGAAAAGGGAAGGACGAGGAAGAGAGCGAAGGGCACUUGCAGGAAGGGAUGAGUGACACGGUCCUUGCCUUGCACUUUUUACGCCGAAAGCAGGAAGUGUACAUGUCCUUCGGAGACGACGGAGAGAAACAUGGAGGGACGGUGGAAGAGAGAUGUGCUUCUUGGCUUCAACAGACGUGAACGUUGAGCAGAUGACGCAUGGACGCCGCAGUGAGAGAGACGAUGCGGUGGUCCGAGCAGCGAAGUGGACUGGAGUAAUAACAAGGAGACACGGGUACGGGUAUUGACAGGAAAGAACAUCCAAGGGAAAUGGAGUUGAACGAGAAAGAUUGAAACGAUCAAGGAGUUGCUAAUAGAGAAGGGGAGGUGGUGGAGGACCAGCAGACAGAAUUUUGCAUAGAGCAGCAUUUGCGGUGCAGGACUGACAAGAAAGGAACUUCGUUGGAAUGCCGUGGCUCCUAGGCUUUUCCACAAGAAGUGCCACGAUAAAGUUUGCUAUGGCUAUUCCCCGUAGUUGAUCAAUCACAGGCGCAACCAGCCACAGGGAAAACGAGGGCCAAGCAAUUUUUUUCGGAAAUAAGGAGGUGUCUUGUCUGAAACCGCUCAGCAGUGCUGCGCUUUUGAGAAAUUGUUUAUAAUUUUAUAGACGCUCAAAUGUAGGAUUGAAGAGGUCAAACGAAAAAGGGGGUUCGUAGCGCCACCUCAUAUCUUACCUGAGUGGCUUUUUCUAGCCGGUUACACUGUGCUGACUGCCAUGGGGAGUUAGAACUAAAUACCAAGUCCCUUGCCUGGACGAGUGGAACGCUCUGUUUGGCUUGCCACGGAAAAAUGGAUAGCAAGAGAGGUACAUAGUUACGUGUGCAAAUCGGUAACUAUCUAUUUCGUAUUUGAUGUGUGCUUCGGAGAGAGAGAGACGGUGAGCAAAGAAUGGUGACAUGGGGCUUAAACCGUUUCUGUGAUCAUGACUUUUUUUCAUAUAUGGAACCGACUUUUUGGCAACCGGGCUUGGGAGGCAGGGAAUGUGGUCAUGCUAUCAGAUGCACCGUUUUUGCAUGAUCAGACGUCCUGAGACUUGGAGAGAUACAUCGCUCGACAUUUAGGAUAGUGUUUUAGGUAGAUAAGCUUACAGCUAGUUCCAUUUCAGCCAGACGGGCUUGUGAAACAAAUCCAGCAGUGACCGUGUAGACGCAAAUCCUUCACAGCGACACAGAAAAGGGAAGAAGCAUUUAUUUACUCCGUUCCAAUUGGUGACUCGUAUUUGUCAUGUACAUUUCUACUCUCGGCACGGCAAGGCUUUCAUGUAUAUUUCCUAAGCAGAGGAGGUUAGUAAACAGCGAACGACAAAAGGAAGCUGCGAAGCGUCUCUCCCUUCAUUUUCAAAAGCAGAUGCAAACACAAUAACCGUUAAGUAUACAGACGUUCAUGCACGGCUGUAUAUUUAUGCGUCGUUAUCGGCUUAGGCAUGCCAACCAGGAUGGGCAAAUCUUUUCCUUAGAGAGAUCUGCAAGUGCGUUUCGAGGCUGUUGCUCCCACAAGCACUGUUUGAUCUUGCGAGGUCGCACUCUGACGAAAAUUGAGAUUUUCAUGUACAUGCGAAGGCGCUCAUUCGUGCCAUCAAGGUUUCACCCAGAAAAGGUCCGAUGAGAAUCGGGUACAUGGAGGGCGGACGAGCGUGCACUUUCUGAAUUUACCCCGGCUGCCAAAAUCUGUCGUUCUGCUUCUCCAGCGUUGGCGUGAAACAUCUCACUUCGUCCACAUCCUCGUGGAUGUGAAUAGGUACAAGUCUAUCUGCAUGCGUUUGUUAACCGUGUCCCUUUCAUCGAGAAAAAACAAGUGUUUUGACAAGUCGUUGAUAUCUUGUUAACGGGUCACCGACUGAUUUGAAGCUUGUCACCCUGUCGCCCAUCGGUUGUUGGAGGACUUCCAAAAACCGGUGUUUUCCCUUUCUUCUAUGUUGACGUGGCACAAAGCAAGCCACACUGUUGAAGAACUACAGGGGGACUGAGAAGCUCAACGGCAUGCAGGCAUGGAGAGGCAGACGGAGACGACGAUAUGUACGCAUGGGCCUAAAUGCACACGAUCAUAAAGUCACUUUUUAUCGAGCACAUUGUUACGCCUCUGGUUUCGAGGCGACUUCUGUAAAAUUGGAAUACUUCCCUUCUCUGAAUACUAUCACCAGUCGGUUCGCUUCGCUGCCGUGUAGAAGGAUGUCGAUUUUCAGCACACCGGCGUCUGGCGUAAAGCAGGAAAAAACAGGCGGUUUUCUGGCACUCGCUCAGAUGAAGAGGAAACCGUAGACGCUAUUGGCUUCGUCUGACGUUGCUCUUGCGUCAGAAUAGUGGGGGUAAUGAUACGACGCCUCCAUGCUGUGAUUUUCCCUUUCACACAUGCCUGGGGAGAAAUCUGUAACUUGUUUUUCGUUCCGUUUUGUUGCACACGAAAAUGAUCUAGAGACGUGGCGGUCCUUCGUAGAACGUUAACAUCCACUGCAACAUACGUCAUGAGUCCAUCGUUUCUGCCUGUGUGUAUCCCUGGAUAAAAACGAAUAAAAUGACUUUCAGCAUGUAAAUGAAUAAUACAUGUCGUUGAGGGAGCAGCCAUUGACGUUCUUACGUUUUCCGAUCACACCAAAAAAAACGGUUUCACCUGGGGAAAGAGCGAAUUCUUUCUUUCAUGUGUUGUCCAAGCGUUCCGUAUGGUUUCGACACCUUUUCAUUUUCCCUUUUUUUUCCGCCGGGCAAAGAAUCCUCGCCGUCCACGUGGGACGUGGGAUGAUAACUGUGUCGCGGACUACAGUGCACCGACACGAUUCCUUCCUCACGUUCUUCAAACUGUUUGACCUGUGUUUGUUUUUCUUCCCAAGUGGAAAACACUGCAUCUGUUAACACUAGGCUAAGACUUUAGUCUGCCCUUUUGGUUGCUGUGCGGUUGUCACGCUGGAAACGAAAUUUUGAAGUUGAAACAGGGUUACCAUUUUAUGUUUUCAGGACUCGCAACACCCAACGGUUUUCGCCGGAGAGACGAC